Molecule: messenger RNA, 1050 nt
Organism: Fraxinus pennsylvanica
Lineage: Eukaryota; Viridiplantae; Streptophyta; Magnoliopsida; Lamiales; Oleaceae
Source: the annotation of a GenBank genome assembly
AUGAAUAAUAAUUCUUCUUCCUCCUCCUCAAAAACACCAUCGCCACCAUCUGCCACCACAACCAUGGCUGAGCAAGACUGCAACACCACCGGAUUUUCCACUCUUCACCCGGACAUAAUAGAAUCCCACAUAUUGAAACGGUUAGAUGGAGUAUCUCUGUCCACUGUCAGCUGCUGCUCCGCCACUCUCCACCACCUCUCCUCCCAAAACAACUUGUGGUCUAACAUGUGCUACUCCACGUGGCCCUCCACCAGCUCUCAACGUGUCAACCACGUCAUAUCCACCUUCCCAGAUGGUGGCCCUCGUAGUUUUUUUGCCAACGCCUUUCCUCUCUUGGUAGAGCUUACUACUUCGACAAAUCUCAGCCCUUCAUCACCAUCAGCGCCACCACCAUCAAAAUUUAUAUCCGCCGUUGAUAUACACUACCAAGACCAAUUGAUCUUCACUAAAGUUCAAGAAACGGAAACCGUGACGGGAUGGUUCCGGUGCUCACCGUUCAGGAUUGACCUGCUGGAACCAAAGGACGUGGUCCCCACACCCAUUAAACACCCAGAGGAGGACACGUCUACGGCACUCAUCAGCCACAUGACACUGAGCUGGAUUUUGAUCGACCCAACAGGACGGCGAGCAGUGAACCUCUCAUCUUACAAGCCUGUUACGGUACAACGCCAUUGGUUGACUGGAGAAAUGCAGGCGCGGUUUGCUACAAUCCUGACAGUCGAUCAUGGUCACGUGCAGUGCGAGAUUUUGGUCACGUGCGGUGUGUCGGAAGGAGGGGACAUGCAAGUGAAGGAAGUCAGUUUAAAAAUUGAGGACAUAGAUGGAAUGCAUUUAAUUGGAAAGGACAGUUUGGUCAUUCUACAGAGAGCGUUGGAGGGCAAGAAAGGAAGAGUAAAAACCAGAUUACAUGAGGGGGAAAUGAGGUAUAAAAAGUUUGUCGAAAUGAGGAGAGAGAGAAGAGAGAGAAAGUUGAGGAGAGAUGUCGCAUUGGAUUUGUUCAGCGUGGCAUUUUGGGUAUCUACUCUUCUAGCAUUAUGGCGUUACAGAUAA